Molecule: messenger RNA, 540 nt
Organism: Laetiporus sulphureus 93-53
Lineage: Eukaryota; Fungi; Basidiomycota; Agaricomycetes; Polyporales; Laetiporaceae
Product: anaphase-promoting complex subunit Apc11
Exons: 3
Coding region: 61-369 (102 amino acids)
Biological process (GO): protein ubiquitination; positive regulation of mitotic metaphase/anaphase transition; anaphase-promoting complex-dependent catabolic process
Cellular component (GO): anaphase-promoting complex; nucleus
Molecular function (GO): cullin family protein binding; zinc ion binding; ubiquitin protein ligase activity
Source: RefSeq, a predicted model, not a curated record
GCCACGGACGUGCAUCGAGGACAAAGCAUAUUCGUUCAUUCUUAGCCUCUCCCCACCGCUAUGAAGGUAGUGAUCAAGAACUGGCAUGCAAUUGCACAAUGGCGAUGGGACACUGGCUCUGCGGAUGUGGACGAUGAUGCCGAGGGCGACGUAUGUGGUAUCUGCCGCGUGCCCUAUGAAGGCUGUUGUCCCUCAUGCAAGAUGCCUGGAGAUGACUGCCCGCUGAUCUGGGGGGAAUGCAGCCAUGUAUUUCACAUGCACUGUUUGCUGCAGUGGAUAGGAACGGCAGCGUCCAAGCAACAGUGUCCAAUGGACAGAAGGCCAUGGGUAACGGCUGAGCGGAAAGUUGAUCAUCAAGGCGGGAGGUGAUCCUCUGUCUCUCGUGUAUUCGCCCUGGGAUUUCUCGGUUCGAAAUGUAUCAAUGCGCGGGAUGUAUAGUAGUAAGCUGCAUGGGACAUCUAGAGUAUUCUUCCAGAUUCCAUACGUUCAUGGACCUUUUUUGGUGAAGAGUUGAUGAUCCUAUUCCACCAGCGACCGGAU